Molecule: messenger RNA, 828 nt
Organism: Lathyrus sativus (Indian pea)
Lineage: Eukaryota; Viridiplantae; Streptophyta; Magnoliopsida; Fabales; Fabaceae
Source: the annotation of a GenBank genome assembly
AUGGCUUCCAUUCAAACCCAAAUGCUCUCAUUCUAUGCGAUAUUUCUAUCCAUUCUCUUAACAACAAUCCUUUUCUUCAAGGUGAACUCAACCGAAACCACUUCCUUCCUGAUCACCAAGUUUGGUCCAGAUCAACAAAACCUAAUCUUCCAAGGAGAUGGCUAUACCACCAAAGAGAAGCUGACACUGACCAAAGCAGUCAAGAACACUGUUGGCAGAGCUCUCUACUCCUCACCUAUCCAUAUCUGGGAUAGCACUACAGGCAACGUUGCUAACUUCGUAACUUCCUUCACUUUUGUCAUAAAUGCACCCAACAGUUACAACGUUGCAGACGGGUUCACGUUCUUCAUCGCACCAGUGGAUACUAAGCCGCAGACUGGCGGUGGAUAUCUCGGAGUUUUCAAUAGCAAAGAUUAUGAUAAAACUAGCCAAACCGUUGCUGUGGAGUUUGACACUUUCUAUAAUGCGGCUUGGGAUCCAAGCAACCGAGACAGACAUAUUGGAAUCGAUGUUAACAGUAUCAAAUCCAUAAAUACGGUGUCGUGGAAGUUGCAGAAUGGUGCAGAGGCUAAUGUUGUGAUAGCUUUCAAUGCUGCUACUAAUGUGUUAACUGUUAGUUUAACUUAUCCUAAUUCACUUGAGGAAGAGAAUGUAACUAGUUAUACUCUUAACGAAGUUGUGCCUUUGAAGGAUGUUGUUCCUGAGUGGGUAAGGAUUGGUUUCUCAGCUACCACUGGAGCAGAAUUUGCAGCACAUGAAGUUCUUUCAUGGUCUUUUCAUUCUGAGUUGGGCGGAACUUCAGCUUCUAAGCAAGCUGCAGAUGCGUAG